Messenger RNA from Aspergillus bombycis, 966 nucleotides. RefSeq lists its product as uncharacterized. The record is from RefSeq and is a predicted model, not a curated record. The transcript has a single exon. Lineage: Eukaryota; Fungi; Ascomycota; Eurotiomycetes; Eurotiales; Aspergillaceae. The coding region runs from base 1 to 966 and encodes 321 amino acids.
AUGCAGCCAGACUCGAUCAUUUUCCACGAGAUCGGUUUCACUCAAUUGGGCCCAGGAGUAUUUCUUCGUUCGGCAUUCCAACCAGGUUCUCUGGCUGAACAACCCAACUCAACGCAUUCAAGCCCGGAUGUAGUCAUUAUCUGCGCUUGGGCAUUUGCCCAUGCAAAACACAUUGCGAAGUACAUUGCCGGACACCAAUCUCUCUACCCAAGGGCCAAAAUUCUCCUCAUCUACAAUUCUGUCGCGAACCUCGUCUGGAAGCCAGAUGCUUCCCAGAGGCAAUGGUUCCAGCCUGCCGUCGUCGUCCUCCACGAGUGCAUUGACUCAAACCCCGACCUAAGAGUUUUUCUUCAUUUAUUUUCCAACGGUGGCUCUCAUUCUGCAGUCCAGCUUGCGGAAGCUUGUGAACAAAGUUACCCACCGUUCAGGUUACCCAUUACAUCCAUCGUAUUCGAUUCUUGUCCAAGCAUGCCCAAGAUUAAGCCACUGGCCAAUUCGCUUGCGCUAGGAUUUCCCUCCAAGAAUAUAAUUCUCUCCACGGUAACGAGCGCCAUCGCAUACGGUAUAGUAGGGCUAUCGGUCUUUCUCGAGAAAGCAGGUCUUGUGACUCACUCAUCCACGAAACUUUACACGGCACUGAACUCGGUACACAAUGCUUUUCUUAUGUGGAGGUUUUCCGCCGGAGAAACUCAUGCCUGCCCAAUCCAGAGAACUUAUAUAUACGGUCCCGGUGAUACCAUGGUCACCGUAGACCAAGUGAUUCAGCAUGCAGAUAUUGCGAUGGCGAAUAUGUCCGCGUGUGGAGUCGACCAUGCGUCGAGGUUUGUGACGAUGGAAGAGUUUGUGGGGAGCCCACACGUGAAUCACGUCAAAUUUGAGAAGGAACGGUAUUGGAGGGUUGUUAAAGAGGCAUGGCAGAGAAGUGUUGCAAAACCUACGGAGAUGUUCGAAAUAUAUGGUAUAUGA